ACAUUUUCCGUUGACAAGGAUGGCCGGAAAAGAAAAGGUGGUAAAUGCCAUCAUUGCUGCUUCAUUCUAAAGUUUCUUUACAGUCAAAAAGGUCCCAGAAUUCUUAAAAUAAAGGCUUCAAACAAAUAUAUUACAAGCUUUUGCUGCUGCUACUUGAUUGAUCUGAUCAAAUUUACAGACUUUUUUCAAUACCUUUCAUGGCGAAUUGGCCAGAAUCAUUUCAAUUCCAGCACAAGUCCUUAGAAUUCCGAGCUCCACCGCCAUCGCCGGUAGCUUCUGGCCGCCGAUCUUCAGUCGCAAACGAUGAGAUUCUAACAGAAUUUCUUCACCACUCGCUCCGUGUACCUGAUCUUGUCCUACCGGAUCGCGUCUCCCCUCGUCAAAAGCUAAAGAUCCAGAAACUUCCUAAACUAGACUACAAAACACUGGAAUCGUUGGAAGAUCAUAACAUCACCAACACUUUUGAUGUGAUUGGUCAAACCGGUUGCUUUGAGCUCGUUAACCAUGGAAUCUCCAAUCAACUUGUUCGUUCUGUGGCCAAAUAUGGCGCAGGAAUAUUCGAAUUAUUACCGGAGAAAAAGGCUGUGAUGUCAAGGUCUGCUGACAGGAUUUAUGGCUUCGAGGAGUUUCAUGGAGAAGAGAGGGAAGCAAGUGAAGAAUUCGUAUGGUGUAGAGACGAUGCGUUGAAAUCGGAAUUGGAAGCAAGUUUGCCUCUUCAAUAUUCAAAUUUCAGCGGAAACCUCGAGAUCCUUACUUCCGAAAUCGAAAAGAUCUCCGGAAUUAUCUUAAAAUUUCUGCUCGAGAACACUCCACUAAAAUCAGGAUCCGACGAUGAUGAUGCAAGCGAGAAACAAAUUUUUGGAACGAUAUGCUACUUCCAUAGGCACCAUCAGGAUCCGGAUAGAAUCACAAACGAUGAUCAUUACACGAACAAUUUGAGAUACGACAUGAUCCGAAUGCUGAUUAGAGGAUCCGAACACUCUCACACGCUAUGCGUUCACGCAUGCCAUGGAUCCUCCGAGUUCCAUGUUUAUUCGAAGAAAGGUUGGGUAUCGUUUCGCCCAGAGAAAGAUGCAUUGGUCAUCACCAUUGGUGAUCAGUUGCAGAGAUUGAGCGAGGGGAAAUAUAAACAUGUAAUGGGGAGGCCCGUCUUUAAAGGGAAAGAGGAUUAUAUUUCAAUGGCUUUUCUUUACAACCCACCGCCACCCAUGGAGAAGAAGACAAUUUCACUUGGCCACCAAACUUUGUUGUUUCUCAUUUUGGUUUUAUUUUACAAACUUUUUUGUAAUUAAGUUACAAUCUUUGAGUCUUUAUUUGAGUGUAAAGUUCCUUAUAUUUCUUUUUUAUUUGAUUGUAAGCGUUUUGAUCUUUUACACAUAACUAUUUUAUAGCAACGAUUUAAUAUAUUUAUUUUUUAGUCA
This is a messenger RNA of Lactuca sativa (garden lettuce), 1421 nucleotides long. Its product is annotated as 1-aminocyclopropane-1-carboxylate oxidase 1. The record is from RefSeq and is a predicted model, not a curated record. Lineage: Eukaryota; Viridiplantae; Streptophyta; Magnoliopsida; Asterales; Asteraceae.